Messenger RNA from Paramormyrops kingsleyae, 4364 nucleotides. RefSeq names its product PX domain containing serine/threonine kinase (gene pxk). The record is from RefSeq and is a predicted model, not a curated record. Gene Ontology annotation, biological process: protein phosphorylation; protein targeting to lysosome; negative regulation of ATP-dependent activity. Gene Ontology annotation, cellular component: late endosome; early endosome; plasma membrane. Lineage: Eukaryota; Metazoa; Chordata; Actinopteri; Osteoglossiformes; Mormyridae. Gene Ontology annotation, molecular function: actin binding; ATP binding; protein kinase activity.
UAAGGUUUAAGUGUAUUUUAUAAGACUCAUUUGCUGCCGGUUCCGUGCCGCGGUCCCGGUCGCUGCUGGCGCACCCCGUUUCGGGCCGGACCUGGCCUGGCUUCAGCUUCGCACCUCGGGAUCAUUACGCGCUUCCGCUCAGCAGCUUAAUGAAACAUCACACAGUCGCCCGGAGCUCCGUCUCUCCGCCCCUCAGACGCUCCGCAGGUUCUGGCCGGUACAGCUCCGUAUCCGGCCGGGGCUGCCGAUCCUCCUGAACUGAUCCCGCAUAGUGAAAGCUGCUGGAAACUUCCGCCGUUUUCGUUUUUUUUUAUAUAUAUAUAUAUUCUUCCCCCAUCUUUCUCUCUCUCCCUUUCUUCCUCUUUUUUCCUCCCACUGGAAUGGCGUUCCUGGACAAGCCGUCGGUGGCGAAGCUCCGGCUCGACGACACGGUGCCGCUGACGGCCGUGAUCGAGGCGAGCCAGAGUCUGCAGUCGCACACGGAAUAUAUCAUUCGUGUUCAGAGGGGUGUUUCAUCAGAGAACAGUUGGCAGGUCAUAAGGCGAUAUAGCGACUUUGACAUGCUGAACAACAGCUUGUUGAUCUCUGGGAUCAACCUGCCUCUUCCGCCCAAGAAGUUGAUAGGAAACAUGGACAGGGAGUUUAUCGCUGAAAGGCAGAAGGGCCUGCAGGCCUACCUGAACUUCAUCACCUCGCACCACAUCCUUUCCAGCAGCGAGCUGGUCAAGAAAUUUCUGGACACUAAUAACUACUCUGCAAACUACACGGAAAUAGCUUUACAGCAGGUGUCCAUGUUCUUCAGAUCUGACCCAAAGUGGGAGGUAGUGGAGCCUUUGAAGGAUAUAGGCUGGCGGAUACGGAAGAGGUAUUUUCUAGUGAAAAACAAAGAACAGCCAAAGGAACGACAAGUCUUAAGCUGGGUUGACCUGGGUCCUGAUAAAUUCCUGUCAGACAAGGACCUUCAGUCUGCGAUGAAGCUCCUUCCCACAAUCUCGAACCCUUACAUCUUUCCUGUGACCUUCGCCAGCACCAGCGAGUCCUCCGCCCUGCUGAUCCGUGUCUUUAGUGAGAAAGGCACGUUGCGGGAUCACAUAUGUAAGGUGAAACCCAGAGAACCCUUCCUGAAGAAGUACUGUAACCCCAAGAAGAUCCAGGGCCUAGAGCUUCAGCAGAUCAGGACGUUCGGAAGGCAGAUACUGGAGGUCCUUAAAUUUCUUCAUGACAAAGGAAUCCCUUAUGGACAUCUCCACGCUUCCAACGUCCUGAUAGAAGACGACACGUGCAAACUCCUGGACAUAGAAAACUCGCUGCUCGGCCUUCCUUCCUACUACCGAUCUUACAUCACACAGUUCCGGAAAAUCAACACGACAGAGAGCAUCGACGUGUACUCAUUCGGGCACGUGCUGUACGAGAUGACAUACGGGAGGCCCCCCGACACGGUGCCCGUGGAUCACUUCCCUCCCGCUCCUUCACCAUCUGUGGUGUCCGUGCUGCACUCCAUCCUGUCUACGGAAGCUUGCAAGACCGGGAUGCCCACGGUUGGCCAACUCCUGCAGACGCCGUUGUUCAGUGACAUGCUGCUAAUGAACUCCGAGAAGCUCCAGUUCAAGAUUACGGCCAAAUUGAAGGACGCCUUGAAAAUCGCCAAAGAAAGCUUGGAAAAACGCUUACAGGAGGAACAGAAAGUGAUACAUCAGCACCGACGGCUGACCAGAGCCCAGUCACACCACGGGUCAGAGGAGGAGAAGAAGAAGAGGAAGAUCCUGGCCAGGAAGAAAUCCAGACAGUCGGCUUAUGAAAAUGAAGAAGACCUUUCUGCCAAAUACAACAACAAUUCUGGUUCGGGUGCCAGCUCACCUCUGACAUCACCUUCGUCCCCCACCCCUCCCCCAAUGACAGGAGCACCACCAGCACCACCACCACCACCUCCUCCUCCCCCAGCUCCACCUAAUGAGCCCGGCCGCACUCCCCCGCUGCCGGCCGUGAAUGGUACGGGCCGGGGUGCCCUGCUCAGCUCCAUCCAGACCUUUAGCAAGGGCAAGCUAAAGAGGGCUGAGAUCAAUGACCGCAGCAUCCCCAAAAUCUGAGGGGGGCCUCGUUCCCUUUGUGGCAUUUAUGCUUUAUUUUUUUUCCAUUUCAUUUUUUGUAAUAUUGAUUUCAUUUUUGUAGCCUUUUGAGACGUCCUUUUUCUUUGUUUAUGUCUGGCCACCGGGUCUGAGGAGUGCCGUCCGGUCAUAUGCAGAGCAUCUUGGGUACCGUGACUUGAGCUCCUGUCCUUAUUUUUUUUGCAGUACUUCCUGUCAUUGUAAGCCCCACCUGUGAAAUAAGGUCACAUUCAGGCAUUGUUAAUGGCAACCAAAAAACUUGUCAUUUGUCAUUUCUACCAUUUUACUUCGGACUAAUAUAUGCCACAGUUUUAUCAUUUAAAGAGCCCUUUUUCUUUUAGUUAAGUAUCAGAGGUUUACUGUUGUUUUAUAUGAUGCUGUAAGUCAUUCAGCAUUUACCUUGGUGCCUUUCAAAUAGUUGAUUAGUCCAGCAUUUCCAUGGUGCAUCUGAUGCACUGAACAUAAACCCCUAGUAGAACAGCAUUUCAAGCACUUCAUAUUACCUGUGAGGGAGAAAUGUCAACUUUGUCCUGAGACAGAUCCUGUCUCGCACAGGAAGGUGUUUCUGCCUGCCUGUUUGUGUUAGGAUUGCAGUGUUGAUGAUGAAUGUGUUUUGAACUGUUUUUUUUAAAAUAUAUAUAUAUAUAUAUAUCAUUCCUUUGGAGUGUCCUGCUAAUAAUAUUCCUGCCUUUCAACAUUUUCAAAUGUUGGAAUCCGGGAAGUUUAACAUUAUUAAUAUUAUCUUAAAAAAUACUUAAACCUUUUGUGCCCAUUUUUUUUAUCAUGGAUAACUGAUCAUUGUAAAAUGUUUAUAAAUGUAGAAACAUUUCAGAAUCUAAGAUUUUCAUACUCUCAAGCAGUCAUACUUGAUCUUCAGUGAAAUAACAAGUGGUAUGUAUAAUUAUUCAAAACUCUUGUGUAAAUGAUUUGGAGUUCUCUAGCCAUGCCAAAUCCACAUGCAGGUGUCUUCAGGGUGUCCUCUUUGCUGUGUGGAAUGUGUUCACAGUUUAAGGACACUUUGUGAAUGAAUGUGCUCUCAUGUUCUCCCUGGUUAUUCUUUCUUUGCUCAAACGCAUCGUUAAGGAGUUUCCCAACGCCUUCAUACUAUCAGAAGAGUCUGAGACACUUUUUGUCUCUUUCCACUCCCAAGUUCUCCAGGUAAUGUUUCCCAAUUUUGCUUGCCUGAGAAGCAUUGAGGAAACAACCUUUUUUGAAUUCCUUACAAGGGUUAGUGACAUGGAUACAGUAUAUUACAGCAAUCCAUUGUUCAUCUUCAGUAGGUAUACUGUCCGGUAUUUCUGUAUAUAUCAGUGUGUUCAUUUGCAGGUUCGUGAACACUUGUGAUUUGAAUUGCAUGAGACUACCCUGACGUGAUGUCUUUUCACAUUUUUUUUAAAGGGGUUGAAAGUAAAAUAGUUUGAGUACACAAACCUUCUGCACACAUAGGUGAGCUUGGUAAAAUGCUGGAAAAACCUCAGAGAGGAGAGUUGUGGACGAAGUAGAUGAACAUAGUGUGGUCAUCAUAAGUGGGUCAGCUGCCUUUGUGGAUGAGCAUGGUGGUCGUGGGCUCCAGACCCAACCUCCUGGUUCAGUGCUCGUGGCCGAUCUGUAGUUAUGUAGAAAGCGUUCAUUGGUUCGUGUGUUUUGUUUUUUUUUUUCUUGUAGGAGCCAUGUGUCCGCACUGAGCAUUCUAUAUUUAAUAUGGCUACCGUGAUGAUACUGGUUUACUUUAUGAAUGAAGAAUAAAUCAUAUUUCCUGCUUUAGAGUCCCCAAUUUAUAGACAAUCUCAUUCUCUCUAAAGUUUUAUUAUUAUACAUAUAUAUAUAUAUAUAUUUUUUUUUUUAAAAAAAAGGUCUUUAAAAAUGCCAAUGGGGAUAGAAUUGCACUUUAGUAUGGACUUCACAGACCUUUCCUGAUUCAGAUUUUGAUCUUUCAGUUUGUGGUUCAAAAUAUAAGAACUUUUUCUUUUUCAGGGGUUCACUUACUACCUGUUAUGCUUGUAGCUUAUUCUAACAUUUUUUUCUGCCUGAAUACAUGACCAUAAAUGUUGCUUUUGCCGUUUCCCGUUUCUGCAAUCUUAAUGUGCCGUUUUCUUUUUUAGCUCUGUAGCUAAACAGGUUUACCGCCUUGUCAGAAGUAUUGAAACAGAUUGGAUUAUCACAGAAGAUGGUGACAUUUGUAUAUAUGUUUAAAAUAAUGCUAUGUAACCUGUGAUCAAAAUUGUGACUAUUUUAUUAAAAUAAUGGAAGAAUACUCAA